Messenger RNA from Aspergillus alliaceus, 2800 nucleotides. RefSeq lists its product as uncharacterized. Lineage: Eukaryota; Fungi; Ascomycota; Eurotiomycetes; Eurotiales; Aspergillaceae. The transcript is spliced from 2 exons. The record is from RefSeq and is a predicted model, not a curated record. The coding region runs from base 710 to 2713 and encodes 667 amino acids.
CCUUCUUCAGGGGUACUACUUAACACUACGAAAUACUACGCACUGCAUACGAAUCAGAUUACGAAGCGUUGGAUUUUAGAUUGGUCCAAGAAUAUAUUUUCGACCACGUCAGACACCCAAUCCCCUUCUCGUGGCUGAGCCGGUGCCCAUACCUUGCACACACCCACGUCAUCGUCGUGUUACUUGCUUCUUCUCUCCCGCUCUCUUCUCACCUCUCCACUGGGGCCAAAUCCUAGAUCGCAUUCCAUAUCAGAUCUCGGCGACUUCAUACGUCGAUUGGAUAAUACCCAAGUGGAUGUGGUCCAUUCGGUUCACAACCUGACCCUCUUGUAUAAUGGCUCGCCCAUUCCAGAGCCCGUUUGACCCAAUGUAAGUACAUGCAGCGAUUGCAUUUCGGCGCCUUAGGAACUUGCUGAUCAGGCUUCUCUGCAUCUUCAGAAACUCUCCUGACACUGAUAGCCCUUUGUCACCCCAACCACGUGGCGGUACCCCUAUAUCUUUUAAAACGAAUGUGAAUCGCGCGAAGACAAAGCGUUGGGUGGAAGCAAAGAAGAUUUCUUACGAUGGCAAUGACUGGGGCGACGAUGAGUUUGACGAAUAUGAUGAAGAUCCAACACCUCCUGUAACGCAAGCACGAACUCCGAACCAAGGCACCGGCGAUCUCCCAAGUGCUGCGUCCAGAAACGUACCGAGGCCCUGGGUUCCGGGGAUGGGCAUGGAUCGAUCUCGAUCAAUGGACCAGGUUGUGACUCUAGGUACCGGCCCUGUGGCGGAUAGCCGUAGUCGGUCGGUCGAUCGUAACGCGGCAGAACAGGAUCACACAGUUCCAUUACGCCCUGCCCUCUACAACCGUCUACGCGAGCAGUCAGCGGAGCCAGGUCUAAGUCGGUCCUCCACGGAGCCAGUACCUAUGGCUAGCGCGGCAGAACAGGAAGCGAGUGGCAAACAACCCGAGGGCCAGAGUGUUCCUCUGAGAGCUCAGGAUGAUGUUCCUGUAAUAGGGCUCCCAGAUGUCAGGCGUCUCUCUGGAGCCGGUGCGACCAUGGAUGCCGAGAAAGUCCAGCCAGCUGAGCCACAGCGGCAAGAAUCUGAAUUACACCAUAACCCCUCCGUCGGAUUUCGGUCGGUGGUUCAUCAAGCCUUCGACAUUCCGGAGACCCCAAGCACGUCCAUAGAUAGCAUCGCACGGUCGGAUAGCAAUAGCACGUCUGUCAUCAGUCCAAUCAUUCCCCAUCGCGGCACGAACGAGCAGACACCAACGAUUACAGAAGAGCCGGAAAGCUCAUCUCCACCGAGGGGUUUCAGACCUGGUCAUCGCCGCGAUCUGAGUGUUCCCAGUCCCGGUAAUAGCCCUUUGAGGAGACCGAUAAUUACCAAUAAUGAUGCUAUCGCUCCAGAGUCUUUGGCAGAAAUGUCCUCGCCAAUUAACCUACCUCAAGACCCUUCAUCGCCACCGUAUCAACAAACUUGCGUACAACCAACUGACACAAGUGGGGAAGGACGACCCAUCAUUGUCCCCUCAUUAAGUACCGAAAACUCCCCGCAAGACACGGAGAACGACCGUUUAAGGAAAGAGAUCAUCCGUUCUUUGAGCCGGGAAAACACUCCCUCUGAGGAGCCCGACCCGUCUUCCCGUCCACAAACGAGUCGGCAAGAUAGUCUCAUUCCGAGCGAGUACGAACGAUACUGGAGCGAAGCAGGUAACGCCAGUCCCCAGGAGGAAUACAAACCCGCGCUCGGAUAUAAUUCCAUCCGGAAUGAGUCCCAGGACUUAUAUUCCAGCAGUCCACUUCAGGCACCCACUCCUACAGCAAACACGGCUCCUCAGCAGGAAAUACGGCCGAAGUUGAAGAAGCGUUUCUCAUGGGAGUCUGCCUCUUCAGAGGACGAACCUGCACCCAUGGUCGAUGUCCCACCUAUGCCAGGUGUCUAUUCCCCUCCAGUAGGGCCAAUACCUGGGCAAUUUCCUAUGGUCGAUGAAGGUAGUAUUCAGCCAGAUCCCAACCCCGUGGCUUCGCCAAUCCAAUUGCUCGAUGAGACUGAACGUGAUUCUGGACCUGAGAAGCCCAAAUUGACAAUCAUACCCCCGUCUACAACAGACGACAACAGUAUAAUUUCAGAUCGGCAUCUUCCAGAAGUUGUCAAUGCCCAAACCGUUGGAGACGCUUACUCCCCAGUCGUCACAGACCAGCACAGCGCAGCGCCUGCGCCUGCGCCAACACAAUCGCCAUCUAUCGAAUCAAGUUUGCUCGGUUUCCGUGAUAUUCUGGAAUUGAAGACCUCAGAUGAACGGGUGCAAGCUUUCAACAAGACCAGGGAUCAAUUCGUGACGAUCGAUACUGGCUUAAAUAAUUGGCUCCAAGUUACCAUCCAUGCCCACCCAGAGUAUGCGGAUGUUGUGCAGCAGAGCUUGAAGCAAACACCGGGUGAACCCAAACAUCCCGUUUCCCGGGGCAAGUUUCCUAAAUUCUCCUCCCUUGGAAACCUUGUGUCAUCCCAUCAGGAAGGCACUUCGUCCGGAUCGGGCCAUGUCAGACGUCCUUCGGCCCCUCUCGGGUCCAUGAUGAAUAAACAACAUGUGGAACAACGAGGAAAGGAUCUCCUGCAUACGGCUGGUGUCUUCGGCGGCAAAGCUGGCGAAGCCGCGAAGGGUCUGUUUGCGAAAGGCAGGAGUAAGUUCAAGGGUGGAGGGUCAGACAAGGUAGAGCCUUAAAUUUUUCUUAUUAUGGGCGCUGGGAGCGAGUGGUAACCUAACUCAAUUGUCCAUCGCUACGCCUGCGUGUUUUUUUUUUUUUUUUUU